Molecule: messenger RNA, 973 nt
Organism: Rhizopus microsporus ATCC 52813
Lineage: Eukaryota; Fungi; Mucoromycota; Mucoromycetes; Mucorales; Rhizopodaceae
Exons: 1
Coding region: 294-827 (177 amino acids)
Source: RefSeq, a predicted model, not a curated record
GUUUAAACAAAGGCUUCCUAAGCUUAUUAGCUUUCUUUCUAUCCAUUUUUUAAAGUAGCGCAAAUAAUGUCUUGUAUGCCAUGUGGUUAAUACUAUUUGAAAGAAUAAGGAGUAAAUGAUUUUUUGGAAAAAAUAACAUGAAAGGAGACAUAGGCGAAAGAAAGAAUAAUGUAUCUUUGAGGUUAUUUCGCCUUUGGAUAGAAACCUCUCAUGUGCAUAUGCGAAAUAGCCAUAAUCAAAUAUAUAAUGACUAUUCCCAUUUCUCUCUUACUUUUUCUCUUUUACUUUUCUACAUGUUACUCAACUCUAAUAGUACAUCUUACUUUGAUACCACCAAAUGGAAGAAAAAGCUAACGAUCCCUUUAAAGCGUCAUCGAAACAACGUUCAUUGGAAUGGAUCGGCAACUGCAAAGGCUGCAGCUACGGAAAAAUUCAUUAGACGAAACAAACAAGAGGUCUUAUCCGAGGAUUUGACUGCAAGUCAAUUUGCAAAUAUUACAGGCAUCAAAAAAACAAAACGUUAUGAAGAGGAAGCACAUUUAAGUGAUGACGAUGCAGACUCUACGACCACAUCCGCAAGCCAACCAUUGUCUAUUUGGGACUCCCAUUUUUGGCAUAAUGAUCGACAAACCGAGACUUCUAUUACCUCAUCUGCAUCUCAGCCUUGCAUCUCAUCAUUAACUUCCUUACCUUUAACAAGGCAUAAAUCAGAGCCAGGAGUGAUACAGAAAGGUAGAUUCAAAAUUACUUGGGGAAUGGAUGACGAAUCAGCUAUGAUUACCCCUGAAAUUAAUUGUGUAGAAUGGAAACGUAAAAAGAACAUGUAAAUGAGAUAUACAUCUUGAAGAAAGAUACCUACAUUCUUUUGAAACGACAAAUAUUAUGGAAGUCUCUCUUAUUCUCCUUUUUUCUAUAUCCUUUCUCUUAUCACUCGCUCACUCUUUACCUUCAUUUUUAUCUAUGUAAAUACUCA